Messenger RNA from Euleptes europaea (tarantolino), 1743 nucleotides. RefSeq names its product heterogeneous nuclear ribonucleoprotein L like (gene HNRNPLL). Lineage: Eukaryota; Metazoa; Chordata; Lepidosauria; Squamata; Sphaerodactylidae. Gene Ontology annotation, molecular function: mRNA binding. Bases 19 to 1638 code for a protein of 539 amino acids. Gene Ontology annotation, biological process: regulation of RNA splicing; mRNA processing. The record is from RefSeq and is a predicted model, not a curated record. The transcript has 13 exons. Gene Ontology annotation, cellular component: nucleus.
UUUUCGAGAGUCGACGCUAUGUCCUCGCCGUCGUCUGGGGAGCAGUACGAGGAAGAAGAGGAUGGGGCUUACGAGAGCCAGGCCAAGCGGCUGAAGCCCAGCGCCGCCGCUGAGGAGGGCGAAAUCGAGUAUGGGGCCGACGAGGGCGAGAGCCACAGGGAGAAGGCCGCCCCUCGCAGUGGAGGGUUCUCAGGCGGGGAUGCAGGUGGAAGUCAUCAUAAAGUUUCAGUUUCUCCUGUUGUCCAUGUCCGAGGACUCUGUGAAUCAGUUGUGGAAGCAGACCUUGUGGAGGCUCUUGAAAAAUUUGGAACCAUAUGUUAUGUGAUGAUGAUGCCAUUUAAGCGCCAGGCUUUAGUGGAAUUUGAGAAUAUUGAAAGUGCCAAGAAGUGUGUGACAUUUGCAGCAGAUGAGCCAGUAUUUAUAGCUGGGCAACAAGCAUUUUUCAAUUAUUCUACAAGCAAAAGAAUCACUCGUCCAGGGAACACAGAUGAUCCCUCUGGUGGAAACAAAGUUCUGCUGUUAUCAGUUCAGAAUCCUCUCUAUCCAAUUACUGUGGAUGUCUUGUAUACAGUGUGCAAUCCUGUUGGGAAGGUACAGCGUAUUGUCAUAUUCAAGAGGAAUGGAAUACAAGCCAUGGUUGAGUUUGAAUCAGUUUUAUGUGCACAGAAGGCAAAAGCAGCACUCAACGGAGCAGACAUAUAUGCGGGAUGUUGCACACUAAAAAUCGAAUAUGCUCGGCCAACUCGACUUAAUGUCAUUCGAAAUGACAAUGAUAGCUGGGACUACACUAAACCAUACCUGGGCAGACGAGACAGAGGCAAAGGCCGUCAGAGGCAAGCUAUUUUAGGAGAGCACCCCUCCUCAUUUAGGCAUGAUGGCUAUGGCUCACAUGGUCCUCUGUUACCCUUACCAAGCCGGUACAGAAUGGCAUCUCGUGACACUCCGGAGCUUGUUGCUUAUCCGCUUCCCCAGGCCUCCUCAUCUUACAUGCAUGGAGGGAACCCCUCGGGUUCUGUUGUCAUGGUUAGUGGAUUGCACCAGCAAAAAAUGAACUGCUCAAGAGUCUUCAACUUGUUCUGCUUGUAUGGAAACAUUGAAAAGGUAAAGUUCAUGAAGACUAUUCCAGGCACAGCUCUGGUGGAAAUGGGUGAUGAGUAUGCUGUUGAAAGAGCAGUCACACAUCUCAAUAAUGUCAAGUUAUUUGGGAAGAGGCUUAAUGUUUGUGUGUCCAAACAGCAUUCAGUUGUUCCUAGCCAGAUAUUUGAGCUGGAAGAUGGUACAAGCAGUUACAAAGAUUUUGCAAUGAGCAAAAACAAUCGGUUUACUAGUGCUGGCCAAGCAUCCAAGAAUAUCAUCCAGCCACCUUCUUGUGUUUUGCAUUAUUACAAUGUUCCGCUGUGUGUGACUGAAGAUACCUUUGUCAAGCUGUGUGAUGACCAUGAAGUUUUGUCUUUUAUCAAAUACAAAGUUUUUGAUCCAAAACCUUCAGCCAAAACACUUUCUGGACUGUUGGAGUGGGAAUGCAAGACAAAUGCAGUGGAAGCUCUUACUGUACUUAAUCAUCACCAGAUAAGAGUCCCCAAUGGCUCUAACCCGUAUACUUUGAAGCUUUGCUUCUCUACUUCCUCCCAUCUGUAGAAAAGAGGACAGCAUGUUAGAAGCUCCUUUCAUCUUUUGCAAACUUGAAACUGUAUGUUGGUUGCAGGCUCUGAAAUACUUGCUCAUUUUCUUUGUCUCAAUCGA